Messenger RNA from Papilio machaon (common yellow swallowtail), 1038 nucleotides. RefSeq lists its product as uncharacterized. The transcript is spliced from 8 exons. Lineage: Eukaryota; Metazoa; Arthropoda; Insecta; Lepidoptera; Papilionidae. The record is from RefSeq and is a predicted model, not a curated record. The coding region runs from base 1 to 1038 and encodes 345 amino acids.
AUGACGGAGCACUCGAAGGCAGUGGGAGUGAAGAGUGCACUCAUACGAGACAUUGAAAAGCAGUCCGGUUUUGAAGACGAACCUCACGCAUACAAUGUAAAGUCUCGAAGGAAUCUAAGCACAUCGGUGGGAAUCUUCACAUCGCUUCACGGACUUUCCCAGUCAAUACAAACACCAUUCAACAAACUAGGAAUUGAUAAUGAAUUGGGCUUCAAUUUGAUACCCGCUAAAUCGAAAUGCACCUACACUUCGUGUCACAUGGCCGGGGCAUCUGUGCAAACUGGUUUCAACACUACGAUGAAAACUAUAGUCUCUAAAUCACCAAAAGCGACAUCUAGUGACGAUCUAACAACUGAGUGCACAGAAAACGUAAUGAAAAGUAUAAAACAACCACCAACCCUUAGUACGAUGAUUGAUAAAAUAACUACAACAGGAAUUCAUGUAAAUUUUAAAAGUAAAGUUAAUAGAAAUGCAAAAGAACUUAAAAAAAUAUCAUUGCCUAUUAAAAGAAACAAAUGGAAUAAGGGGAAAUUAAAAGACUGCUUAUUCGUCUAUGACUUACCUCAUAUCGUACCGCAUUCAAUUUACUCAGAGCAGACUUCUCCAGUUACGCCUUCAAUAAGAUCGAGUCAUGUUUUGUGUGAACCAAGAAUUGUAGAAUAUGUGAGUAACGGUGCACAAACUUCAGCCAGACAAUGGAAACUUUAUAAUGAAGAAAGAAAUUUAAAUAAAGUUGCAAAACAACGAGUGCCAUCUAGUGGCAGUCCUCGAAACACAAAAAACUCCAAUGUAUUCUACUUAGAGGCUUGCACAAUGAAACCUAGUACUUAUCAUAACGCAGGAUGUCAGACAUAUGAAUACAUUAUUCCAGUAAUAACUAUAGCUAGUGCCUCCACCUGUAGUCUAUCACCAGCAAUAAGUCUUACGGAUAUUUGCGAAGGGAGAGAUAAGAAUGAAUUACAAGCCGUGUAUUACAUGUUGAGUGCAAUCGAAGUAAGGAUCAGAAGAUUGAAACGAAACAUUCGCUGCAGACAAUAA